AUGGCUCCUAGUAAGUUUUUAGAUUCAAAUCUACUUUCAAUUAUUGGAACGUUUGAGGUGAAAGGUGAGGUCUGGAAUGUGUGUGGAUACAAUGAUGAAGAGGUUGAUUUGUCAAACGUUUCGAAGAAUCAGAGCUGUACUAUAUGUGAGAGUAACAAUGUGAAGGUUAAGAUGCCUGAAAAGAUGGUCUCUUUAUCCCUAAUUGCUUGUAAGAAUGUUGAGGUUUUUGUGAAUUCUUUAAUUUCUGGAAUGGAACUCACAAACUGUCAAAAUGUUAGGGUUAGGGUUAAGACUAAUUUGCCAAGCUGUUCCAUUGACAAGUGCCAACAAGUUGGUUUCUGGAUCACUAAAGAGAACGCCUCUACUAUAAUGUUCAGUUCCUGCAAGUCUGGGGAUAUGAAUGUAAACGUUAACAGGAACACUUCUGGCAACCCUGAUGAGGAUGACUGGGUUGAACAGCCUCUCCAUGAACAGUUUGAGCAUACCCUUAAUGAUAAACUUAAAGUUGUUACUAAGCCGUCUUCUCUCUACGCUUAA
Messenger RNA from Theileria parva strain Muguga, 537 nucleotides. RefSeq names its product Adenylate cyclase associated (CAP) C terminal family protein (gene SRV2). Gene Ontology annotation, cellular component: cytoplasm. The transcript is spliced from 2 exons. The record is from RefSeq and is a predicted model, not a curated record. The coding region runs from base 1 to 537 and encodes 178 amino acids. Gene Ontology annotation, molecular function: adenylate cyclase binding; actin binding. Lineage: Eukaryota; Apicomplexa; Aconoidasida; Piroplasmida; Theileriidae. Gene Ontology annotation, biological process: cytoskeleton organization; regulation of adenylate cyclase activity.